Molecule: messenger RNA, 1175 nt
Organism: Pistacia vera
Lineage: Eukaryota; Viridiplantae; Streptophyta; Magnoliopsida; Sapindales; Anacardiaceae
Product: short-chain dehydrogenase RED1-like
Exons: 3
Coding region: 232-1068 (278 amino acids)
Cellular component (GO): endoplasmic reticulum
Source: RefSeq, a predicted model, not a curated record
GAAGAAAAUCUAUAAAACAGCCUAAAUGUGAGGGAUUUGCAUUGAAAACAUGAAGAUUGAAUCAUUAAAAAUAAUUGAUAUUCAAAUAAAGGUUGCUUAGAUAAAUAUUUUGACAAUUCACAGUUUGACACCUUAAGCAACUCUUCAUGCACUUUCUUUAAGUCCAACCUUUAACCUCUUCCUUCAACACAAAAAACUCAUCACUCUCCUCUCUAAAAAAAACCCAUUUCAAUGGAGCUUCAAGAUCAAAAACCAGUUGUGCUAAUCACAGGCUGCUCUCAGGGAGGAAUAGGCCAUGCAUUGGCACUUGAGUUUGCUUCAAAAGGGUGCCAUGUUGUGGCCACAAGUAGGUCAAAGAAAACCAUGAAAGAUCUGGAAAAUGAUUCAAGGUUCUUUCUACAAGAACUUGAUGUUGUUUCAGAUGAAAGUGUGAAGAAUUGUGUGGAAAAUGUUAUUGAAAAGUUUGGAAGAAUUGAUGUCUUGGUUAACAAUGCUGGAGUCCACUGUGUUGGACCUCUUGCCGAGCUUCCAUUAUCAGCUAUGGAGAAAACUUUCAACACCAAUAUUUAUGGUCCCAUGAGGAUGGUUCAAGCUGUUGUUCCCCACAUGGCAGCUAGGAAAAAGGGAAAGAUUGCAAAUGUUGGAAGUGUAAUCACAAAUCUCCCUGCACCAUGGGCUGGUGUUUAUGCUGCAUCUAAAUGUGCUAUUCAUUCACUCACCGAUACCUUGAGAUUGGAACUCCGUCAUUUUGGAAUUGAUGUAAUUAACAUUGUCCCUGGGGAUAUAACAUCCAACAUAGGAAAUUCUGCCAUUUCCAACUACAACCAAAUGCCUGAAUUGAAGCUCUACAAGCCAUUUGAAGAAGCUAUCAAAGAGAGAACAAAUUUAUGGAAAACAUCGAAAACGACCCCUACAGAAGUGUUUGCGAAGGAUACUGUGGCGGCUGUGAUGAAGAAAAACCCCCCGGCUUGGUUCUCAUCUGGUCGAUAUUCAUCCAUCAUGGCAAUCUUGUAUCAUAUGCCCAUCUUUGUUAAGGAUUUUAUUGCAAGGAAAACAAAGAAAUGUUGAGUGACCUAAUUACUUUAGGUUUCAUGUAUUGAUUCUUUUUGUAAGCUCUCAAAAUGUCACUCAUCAUAAUAUUAUGUCACUUUGGUCCUCUUGUUGAGGAAUUAUUA